Molecule: messenger RNA, 924 nt
Organism: Echinops telfairi (small Madagascar hedgehog)
Lineage: Eukaryota; Metazoa; Chordata; Mammalia; Afrosoricida; Tenrecidae
Product: olfactory receptor 1086-like
Exons: 1
Coding region: 1-924 (307 amino acids)
Biological process (GO): G protein-coupled receptor signaling pathway
Cellular component (GO): membrane
Molecular function (GO): G protein-coupled receptor activity; olfactory receptor activity
Source: RefSeq, a predicted model, not a curated record
AUGACAAAUGACACAACGGUUACAGAAUUUAUUCUCAAGGGCUUCUCAGAAAUUCUCGAACUGAGGCUUGUGAGUACGGCCCUUAUCCUUUUCAUCUACCUCUUUGCCCUCUUGGGGAACGUUUCUGUCAUCGCAGCUGUGACCAGGGACAGCCGCCUCCACACCCCCAUGUACUUUUUCCUGAAGAACCUGUCCUUUUUGGACAUGUGCUAUACCUCUGUCACGAUCCCCAAGGCGUUGAUCGACUCCCUUACGGGCUCAGGAGUCAUUUCCUUUGGGGAAUGUGUGGCUCAGCUCUUCUUGUUUGUAAUGCUCUGUGCAUCGGAGUGCUUUUUGCUUACGUCCAUGGCAUAUGACCGUUGUCUGGCCAUCCACAGGCCCCUUCUCUAUGGAAUCAUUAUGAGUAGAAAGCUAUGUGCAGAGCUUGUUAUUGUAGCCUGGUUGAGUGGGGCACUCUAUGCCAUCUUCCACACAGUCAAUACCUUUUCCCUCCAGUUCUGUGGGCCUAAUGUCAUUGAUCACUUCUUUUGCGAUAGCUCCCCUAUCAUGAGACUCUCCUGCAGUGAUCCCCAUACCAACGAGGAAGUUGGAUUUGUAGUGGGUGGGUGCAUUAUUCUUGGUGCCUGUGCCCUGACUAUAAUUUCCUAUGUUUGCAUCAUCUACACCAUUGCUCAGAUCAACUCUGCAGAUGGCCGUUGGAAGGCUUUCUCCACUUGCUCCUCUCAUCUGGCCACUGUAAUUCUGUUUUAUGUCACUGGGAGCUUUGCUUACCUGAGACCUGCUUCCCAUUAUUCUCCCACACAAGGACGGCUAGUGUCAGUGUUUUAUUCUAUCCUCACACCCAGCCUGAACCCUGUUGUCUACUGUCUGAGGAAUACAGACAUGCAGGUAGCCCUGAAAAAACUAUUUGUUCCAUCUAAAUAG